GAAGCAAAAUUGACUUGAUUGCAUCAGCAUUGGGCUUGGUGGGUUGAAGAAUUCAAUGGAAGUUUUAAGCACCAGAAGGAAAUACUAUAAGUCCUUGCUAAAAGAGAUAUGGUAGAUGGUUUUGAUGAAAAGGGGUGAUGAACUGCAUGGGAUGGUAUCAAAGAACAAAAUCUGGAAAUAUGGUCCUUAGGUACGUGUUAGCGGGAUAUAUUCCCUAAACCAAUUCACGAUUCUUGGUGAGAGAAAAAAUAUUUCUCCCCGGUGGCCUGCGUCUCUUCUUCAAAUGGGAUAUGGAUGUAAAGCCUCUCAGUGCCACUUCGCUAGAGGCUAUUUCUCCCCGGUGGCCUGCAUCUCUUCUUCAAAUGGGAAAUGGAUUUAAAGCCUCUCGGUGCCACUUCGUGAGAGGUUUUGUGCUUAGGGGGUACUGUGAAAGAGUCGAAGGUGGAUGCAGCGAAAAUCAGACCACCAGCAUAACAAUGUAUUCGCUGCAGCAGGAAACUAGAACAAGUAAUUACAGCCUAGCACAGCAGAGACGGCACAAUGUGAGCAUUGGAAAAGACACAACAAUAGAUGGAGAGGGAUCAAUCCGAGCUUUGGUGGAGAGUCCCGACGAGACGAACUGCUGGAAGGGAAAUGCAAGAACAUUGGCCAGGACAUUGAGGAUAUCGAUGCGAAGCAGUAGAGCUUGAGAAUAUAGUUGUACAACUCUUACAAUUUGCAACAUAAACGACCUUUGUGAAAGCUCUAAACCAAAUGUUCUCUACAAUAAAUGGAUUCAUGUGGCGGGCUAGAGCUACUAAAUGUUACCAAUCUUACUUUUUUUUUAAUUGACUGGAAAAAAUAAACUGCUCUUUUGGGUUUGAGUACCAUGAUAUUUGUUUGGCGAUAUUACUAGACAGUACAAAGGGCUUCUUUGUCGGUAAAAGAGCAAAAUGUCCAAAGAGAAGGCUAAGAUCCCUUUGCUGGGUUGUAACAUCUGUUGUAUGCCUCCCUAUACUCUGUAAUAUUGUUCUUUAGUCUUCUAAGAGAAUUGUAUGUUCCAU
Papaver somniferum (opium poppy) is the source of this 1043-nucleotide messenger RNA. RefSeq lists its product as uncharacterized. The record is from RefSeq and is a predicted model, not a curated record. Lineage: Eukaryota; Viridiplantae; Streptophyta; Magnoliopsida; Ranunculales; Papaveraceae. The transcript is spliced from 5 exons. The coding region runs from base 291 to 689 and encodes 132 amino acids.